AUGAGCAGUGAACUGAAUAGCAUAAAGGUCAUAGUAAGGGUGAGACCAAUCCUUUUGCGAGAAGUGGACAACAAUGUUGGGCUUCCUACUCAAUCACUUGUGCAAAUGCCAUCCUCCGACUGUACAACUAUUUUAAACCCCACCAAAGAUGAAAAGAAACAAUACCAUUUCGAUGAAUGUGUAUGGUCGUUCGAUCCCAAUGACGCAAACUACGUUGAUAAUCAGCGAUUUUACAACAAGUCUGGACCCGACCUACUAACCCAUUUAUUUGAAGGGUUCAAUGUAUGUUUACUAGCAUAUGGACAAACCAGUUCAGGGAAAACCUAUACCAUGAUGGGAGACGAGACGCAACCUGGAGUAAUACCUUCCUUGAUCAAAGACAUUCUCAAGCAAAUGGACAUCUCUAUCAACCAAAAAGUGCAAUGCGAGUUGACUUUUUCCUACAUGGAGAUCUACAACGAACAAGUGAUUGACUUACUCAGUAAGGACCAGAAUGUGAAAUGCAAGAUCCGUGAAAACCCACAAACGGGCCCCUAUGUUGAAAACUUGAAGGAAGUGAGUAUUUCAAGCUAUGCACAGUUUUUAAAUUUCUUAAAGUUGGGAAACAGGGUCAGAUCCACUGCUUCAACUUUAAUGAAUGAUCUAAGCUCGAGAUCUCAUGCUGUAAUUACGUUGACACUACACCAAACAAGAUAUGAAAGUGAUGCUGGUGAUGGAAUUGGAAACGCUAGUGAGAAAAUGACUUCGAAUAUCAAAUUAGUUGACUUAGCCGGAUCGGAACGUUUGGCUAGAACCAAAUUAUAUGGGCAACAGCAGAGAAUGAAAGAAGGGGCCCUGAUAAACAAAUCAUUGACAGUUUUGGGGCGUUGUAUCAAUUUAUUAGCACAAAAGAAUAACAAGACAGUGGUACCAUAUAGGGACUCCAUUUUGACAUACAUUUUGAAAGAGAAUCUUGCAGGUAACUCCAAAACUUGCAUGUUGUUCUGUGUAUCACCCUUGGAUUAUGAAGAAACAAUACAGACACUCAAUUAUGCCAAUGAGGUGAAGAAAAUAAAGACAUCAGCUAAGGCAAAUAAGACAAAAUUGCCAACAGUGCCUGUUGAUUGGAAUAAUUUGAAAAAUGCAGAUAGCAGUGUUAUCGAUUCUCUUCGUAAUGAAGUGGAAUUAUUGACAAAUAAAUUGACAACGUUGGAAAUGGAACACAACAACCUGUCAACUUUUUCAGACUCAACCUUGGUAGAAAACACGGAGAAAAGUAAUUUAAAGAACUUGAUGGAGUUCCUCGAAAACGAAUCGGCAAAAGCCAAAUUUGAAAACAAGUUUCUAAGCCAGCAAUUGGCCAAGAAGAAUAAACAAAUAAGUGAAUUGCAAGCCCAAAUUGAUUUCAUAUAUCGAUUUGAAAUUGCAAGAAUAAAACAAGAUAUGGCGAGGUCACACUUGAUCACGAACAUUAGCCACUGUCGUCAAGGUAUAGACGCAGAUUUGGCGUAUUUUGACCCUGCUCUGUUAUUCAAGCAGCAGUGA
This is a messenger RNA of Lodderomyces parapsilosis, 1524 nucleotides long. RefSeq lists its product as uncharacterized. Gene Ontology annotation, molecular function: microtubule binding; ATP binding; microtubule motor activity. The record is from RefSeq and is a predicted model, not a curated record. Bases 1 to 1524 code for a protein of 507 amino acids. NCBI's taxonomy places the organism in Eukaryota, Fungi, Ascomycota, Pichiomycetes, Serinales, Debaryomycetaceae. The transcript has a single exon. Gene Ontology annotation, biological process: microtubule-based movement; mitotic spindle organization.